Messenger RNA from Cariama cristata (Red-legged seriema), 252 nucleotides. RefSeq names its product V-type proton ATPase subunit e 1-like. The record is from RefSeq and is a predicted model, not a curated record. NCBI's taxonomy places the organism in Eukaryota, Metazoa, Chordata, Aves, Cariamiformes, Cariamidae. The coding region runs from base 1 to 252 and encodes 83 amino acids. The transcript is spliced from 3 exons. Gene Ontology annotation, molecular function: proton-transporting ATPase activity, rotational mechanism. Gene Ontology annotation, biological process: proton transmembrane transport. Gene Ontology annotation, cellular component: proton-transporting V-type ATPase, V0 domain.
AUGGAAGCCCGGAGCAAACGCCUGCGAGGCUUCCCGAGUGUGGGGUCGGAGCCAGGGGCUGUGCCUCCGUGCCUUAAUAAUCUGUCACGGUUUCGAGUUUUCCCCGCAAGUGUUAUCAACACAAUGCUGGUGACAUGUGCUGUUUGCUGCUACCUGUUUUGGCUGAUUGCGAUUCUGGCUCAACUGAACCCUCUCUUUGGGCCGCAGUUAAGUAAUGAGACAAUCUGGUACCUUAAAUAUCACUGGCCUUAA